UUCUUCUUCUCCUCCUCCUUUCCUUCUCCCUCCUCCUCCUCCUCCUCCUCUUCUUCUUCUGCGCUCUGCGGCUCUGCGCCUGCGCAGGAGAGAUUUUUUAUUUUUUAUUUGAAAAAAAGGUAAACCGCCGGUUCACGGUUCGAAAAAAUCACAAACCGAAACCGAGCCGUCAGAAUGACGGUUUCGGUUCGGUUUGGCCGCGGUUCGGUUUGAACCGUGACUGACGGUUCGAAAACAGGCGAACCGGCGGUUCGAACCGUCGGUUCGAAACCGAAUGGGCAAGUCUGGUGGGGACUGAAUGAGCAGUAAAAUCAUUCAUAACAACAAUUUUAUUAGAUUUUUCAUUGUUUCUGGAUCCACUGAUAUAUGCAACUCGAGAUCCAACUCCAAGGGCGUGCGAAUUGGAUUCGAUUUUAUUUGAUUUGAUUUGAUUUUGCCAGUGCGAGUGAUGUAAAGAUCUAAGCGGGUGUGGGUUUGAUUCUCGAUUCGGUGGAAAGAGUUGAGAUGAUGGAGAGGGAAUCUUCCGACGAGGAAGAGGAUCGGGAGAAUUUGAUCUCGCAGAAUUCCAGACCGAAUGACAAUGGAAAGUCUACUAAUAACCGUCACAUUCCCCCUUUGGAUAUCGAAAAUGGUUUCAGGAGCAGAAUUUCAGGCCGAUUCCGGAAGAGGUAUCUUCUCGCGAUUUGCCUCCCUCUGUUGAUUUUAUUGCUGUACAUUACAAUAGAUUUGGGGAAAUUGUUCCGCGUUCGUGCUCAAUCGGUUAGCAAUGCUUGGGGCGAUGAUAGUAAUCGAAUGCGUGAGUCGGAGUUACGUGCUCUGCAUUUGCUUAAGCAGCAGGAGCUUGAGCUUCUAAAGAUGUGGAAUUACACUACAUCGAAAUCGAAUGUGAGCGUGGUAAAUAGUAGCAUGAUUGAUAAUUCAAAUUUUUUUAUGGAAGAUUUGAAAUCUAGGGUUUAUGGCCAAAUUUCAUUGAAUAAGCAAAUUCAAGGUGCUCUGUUAUCAUCACAUGAAAAUGGUGGGCUGAAUUCCAAUGAGAAUUACACUGACUCGAUUUUAUCAAGCUGGAAUAGAUGCGGGAAGGUAGAUCAAAAAGUUUCAGAGAGGAAGACGAUUGAAUGGAACCCUAAACAAGACAAGUACUUAUUGGCAAUUUGUGUUUCUGGCCAAAUGUCGAACCAUUUGAUUUGUUUGGAGAAGCAUAUGUUCUUUGCAGCUUUGCUUAAUCGAGUUUUGGUGAUUCCUAGUUCUAAGGUCGACUUUGAGUUCCGCAAAGUGAUAGAUAUCGAUCACAUUAAUAAUUGUACGGGGAAGAAAGUCGUGGCGACAUUUGAGGAGUUUGCAGAAAGUAAGAAGAACCAUUUAGGUGUUGAUAAGUUCUUGUGUUAUUUCUCGUUGCCACAGCCGUGUUUUAUGGAUGAACAGCGAGUGGACAAAUUGAAAGGGUUGGGGCUGUCAAUUGGUAAGAUCGAGGCUGUCUGGAAUGAGGAUGUCAAGAAGCCAACCGAAAAAACUGUCAAGGAAAUCCUCGAAAAAUUCUCUUCCAACGACGAUGUAAUAGCAAUCGGAGAUGUGUUCUUUGCUGAAGUCGAAACAAAGUGGGUGAUGCAGCCGGGAGGUCCAAUUGCGCACAAAUGCAAGACUUUGAUCGAGCCAAGCCGGUUGAUUUUGCUUACUGCGCAACGCUUUAUACAGACGUUUCUAGGGAAGGAUUAUCUAGCUCUACACUUUAGGCGCCAUGGCUUCUUGAAAUUCUGUAAUGCGAAGCAACCAAGUUGCUUCUACCCUGUUCCUCAAGCUGCAGAGUGCAUAAAUCGAGCUGUUGAGACGGCUGGUAUUCCGGUAAUAUAUCUUUCUACAGAUGCUGCGGAAAGUGAAACUGGUUUGUUGCAGUCGCUCAUUGUUUGGGAUGGGAAGACUGUGCCGCUUGUUCAGAGACCGGCUCGUAAUUCGGCUGAGAAAUGGGAUGCUUUGCUGUACAGACAUGGACUUGAUGGAGAUUCUCAGGUGGAAGCUAUGCUGGACAAGACUAUUUGUGCCCUGUCUUCUGUUUUCGUCGGAUCUUCUGGUUCAACAUUCACGGAGGAUAUUCUGCGGCUGAGGAAGGACUGGGAAUCAGCCUCGGUUUGCGACAAAUACUUGUGCCAAGGAGAAGUGCCUAAUUUCAUUGCAGAAGAUGAAUAGUCGGGUGCUACAGGUACAUUAGUUCUAUUUCUGCUUUGAUUAAACUGCUUGUUUAUGCUUGCCUGAGAAAAGAGAAAAAAAAGUCGGAAUAGUUUUCUUCCAUUGUUUUUCAUGCUUGUUUGGACAGGACAGUUUGGAUCAAUUGAGUAAAUGGAUUCUAACUGGAUUUUUGGAUGUAUGUAAUGUAAUACACGUUUCGGCUGUCUACAAGAAAAUAUCAUUUUUUUUUUU
Molecule: messenger RNA, 2412 nt
Organism: Andrographis paniculata
Lineage: Eukaryota; Viridiplantae; Streptophyta; Magnoliopsida; Lamiales; Acanthaceae
Product: O-fucosyltransferase 36-like
Exons: 3
Coding region: 505-2181 (558 amino acids)
Biological process (GO): protein O-linked glycosylation via fucose
Molecular function (GO): peptide-O-fucosyltransferase activity
Source: RefSeq, a predicted model, not a curated record